UUCCCUCCUCCACCUCCUUUACCCGGUUCACUCCCAGUCCAGCACCACCCGCAGCAUCGCUAGUCGGCAGUCGGCUAGUGCUCCUCCCACCCGCUGCCUAAAGAUCCCACGCCGGCCACCGCCUUUCUAUCCCUUCCUCCAUGGAGUCCCACAACGCCGCCGCCGCCGCCUAAAGCUCCCUCCUUUCUUCACCGUCAGCCAAUGGCCGCCGCCGUCACGAUGCUCGUCGCGGCGGCGCUCUUGCUGGCCCUGCUGCCGCGGGCGGCGGACGCGGCGGUGGGGGUGAACUGGGGCACCGUGUCGGCGCACCGCAUGCCGCCGCCCGUCGUCGUGGACCUCCUGCGCGCCAACGGGAUCGCCAAGGUCAAGCUCUUCGACGCCGACCCGGCCGUCCUGCGCGCGCUCGCCGGCAGCGGGGUGCAGGUCAUGGUGGGCAUCCGGAACGAGGCGCUCGCGGGGAUCGCGGCCUCUCCCGCCGCCGCCGACGCCUGGGUCGCGCAGAACGUCUCUCGCUACGUCGCCGCCAGGGGCGGCGUCGACAUACGAUACAUUGCUGUCGGAAAUGAGCCUUUCCUGACAAGUUAUCAGGGACAAUUCCAAUCAUAUGUUCUUCCAGCAGUGACCAAUAUUCAGCAAUCACUGGUGAAAGCUAAUCUUGCAAGCUACAUUAAGCUUGUUGUCCCAUGCAAUGCUGAUGCUUAUCAAAGUGCAUCUGUUCCAUCACAAGGUGUAUUCAGGCCUGACCUGACUCAGAUUAUGACUCAGCUUGCUGCUUUCCUCAGUACAACUGGAGCCCCAUUCAUGGUCAAUAUCUACCCCUUCCUCAGUCUUUACCAGAACUCAGAUUUCCCUCAAGAUUAUGCCUUCUUUGAUGGAUCUAGUCACCCGGUUGUGGAUGGCCCCAACGUGUACUACAAUGCUUUUGAUGGCAAUUUCGACACACUGAUUUCUUCUUUGAGCAAGAUUGGCUAUGGGCAACUACCUAUUGCAAUUGGUGAGGUAGGUUGGCCAACUGAAGGAGCAACAACCGCAAACCUGGCUACAGCUAGGGCAUUCAACCAAGGCCUGAUCAGCCAUGUUUUGAGCAACAAAGGAACUCCACUACGCCCAGGGGUGCCUCCAACUGAUGUAUAUCUUUUCAGCCUACUUGAUGAAGAGCAAAAGAGCAUACUGCCUGGUAAUUUUGAGCGACACUGGGGAAUUUUCUCAUUUGAUGGGCAGGCCAAAUACCCACUGAAUCUUGGACUAGGCAGCCCGGUUCUGAAGAACGCUAGAGAUGUACCAUAUCUUCCACCACAGUGGUGUGUUGCGAACCCUGGCCAAAAUCUAAACAAUGUAGGAAAUCACUUGAAGCUGGCUUGCACUAUGGCUGAUUGCACCACUCUCUACUAUGGAGGCUUGUGCAACGCAAUUGGGGACAAGGGAAAUAUCUCUUAUGCCUUCAACAUCUACUACCAACUGCAGAAACAAGAUGCUAAGAGCUGCGAUUUUGAUGGACUUGGAAUGAUAACUUACCUCGACCCUUCCAUUGGUGAGUGUCGCUUUCUUGUCGGUAUUGAUGACCGCAGAGUGCUUGCAAGAUCAUCUUAUUCAGACAGCUCCUCUCCAGUAAGCUGUGGGUUGUGGUUGAUGACUAUAUGGGUAUUUGUGUGGUUCACAAUUGUGGGUUCUUUCUGAUAUCGAACAAGCUCUCUUGGGCACGAUUUGCAUGUCCUUGUGAAGUAGCUUCUAUCCAUGGAUUCUAGAUUUAGGAAAGGAGAGACAUCCGUAGAUGUACAUGAUCAUUAGUUUGUUCUUCAGAUUAUGCUAUCCAAUCAAUUAUGCUCUCUGCGUAUUCAUCAGGAUACAAAAAACUUCCCUCUAGAUUGAAAUGCAGAUUGAUAAGAGAUCAUUUUGUGACUCUAUUUUGCCUUA
This is a messenger RNA of Setaria italica (foxtail millet), 1914 nucleotides long. Its product is annotated as glucan endo-1,3-beta-glucosidase 5. The transcript has 2 exons. Lineage: Eukaryota; Viridiplantae; Streptophyta; Magnoliopsida; Poales; Poaceae. Gene Ontology annotation, biological process: carbohydrate metabolic process. The coding region runs from base 202 to 1677 and encodes 491 amino acids. Gene Ontology annotation, cellular component: plasma membrane. Gene Ontology annotation, molecular function: hydrolase activity, hydrolyzing O-glycosyl compounds. The record is from RefSeq and is a predicted model, not a curated record.